AUUCAGUAUUCAUUCACUAAUCACUUCACAGUUCACACACUUGUUGAAAGUUGAGACGUAAACGUUUAACGUUAAAACUUGUUUCUUGAAGGCUGCUUUGUAAAUAGACAGUAUGUAAUUUUUUUGGAAGUUUAUAACACAAAGCGAAGGAAUACAGUUGUGGCAAAAAUUAGUUAAUUUUUGGAGAUACCAAUAAUUUACUUUUGAAUGAUCUCCAAGUACAAGAAAUGGGUAAAACCGUUAAUAUAUUUCUCUGGGGCAUCUUGGCAGCGUCAGCAACUUGGAGCGUUUCGUUGUACCUCUACUGGUUGCUCAGUGUGAGCGGUUCUAAUAAAAUACAAAAUGCAGAACAAAGAAUACAAUAUCAUUUAGUAAACUCAGAAGAAAAAUAUAGAUUGAAAAAUAAUGAUAAGUCUAUUGUUGAUUUAGAAGGAAAGAAUCUCUUGUAUGAUAACUUAAAAGCAAAUUUUAAAGAUUCAAGUAGGCUGUGGAAAAAUAAUAGAGAUCAUUCUGAAUAUUUGAGAAAAAUAAUGCUCAAAGAGAAGUUUUCCCGGCAGUUUGGUCUCAAACCCCUAAAAUUGGAUAAAAGUCUAGAAAAUCAAAAUGGGUUAAUUCGCAAUGCGGAAGAUGUAAGAAUAAGAGAAAAAGGGUAUAAUUUACAUGCAUUUAAUACACUCAUCUCUCAAAGAAUCGGAAAUCAUAGACAGUUACCAGAUACAAGACAUAAACUGUGUAAAUCGAUGCAAUAUCCAGAGAGGCUUCCUAAGGCAUCAAUAAUAAUUUGCUUUUACAAUGAGCAUUUUGAGACUCUCAUGAGGUCCAUACAUUCUAUAUUAGAUCGUACAGAACAAAAAUACUUAAAAGAAAUUGUAUUGAUUGAUGACUUUAGUGACAUAGAAAAUUUGCAUACCAAUGUUCAAGCAGCAGUUGAUAAGUUGAAUAAUAGAAUGAGAAAAGAGGAAGAAAUGAUUGAAACUAACAAUAUAGAUGGUGAAAAUAUUGUUGAUUACAUUAAUGAUGAUAAUGGGGAGUUAAAAAAGACUACAGACCGUCAAGCAGCAAAAUUGUCUAAGAGUGGGUUAAAUAUUAGACUAUUGAAAACUAGUAAGAGAGAAGGGUUGAUACGAGCAAGGUUGUAUGGAGCAGAUAAUAGUGUAGGAGAGGUACUUAUAUUCUUGGAUUCCCAUAUUGAGGUGAAUGAGAAUUGGCUACCUCCGUUGCUGUCACAAAUAUCCCAGGGAGUGGACGGAGUUGAGACACGCUAUUCUUCAAAUGUUGUAGCUCCAAUGAUUGAUGUAAUUAAUGCAGACACAUUUGAUUAUACUGCAAGUCCUUUAGUUCGUGGUGGCUUUAAUUGGGGUCUGCAUUAUAAAUGGGACAAUGUACCUAAAAGUCUACUUAAAGAUGAUGCAGAUUUUGUUAAACCAAUUAAGUCGCCGACUAUAGCCGGUGGUCUCUUCGCUAUAUAUAGGGAAUAUUUCAAUAAAAUUGGUAAAUAUGAUUCUGGAAUGAACCUAUGGGGUGGAGAAAAUUUGGAAAUCUCAUUUAGGAUAUGGAUGUGUGGUGGUAAAUUGGAAUUAAUACCUUGUAGUCGUGUGGGUCACGUGUUCAGGAAACGCAGGCCAUAUGGCCUUGGUAAUAAAGAGGACUUCAUGCUACAUAAUUCUAUGCGAAUGGCGCGUGUGUGGAUGGACGAAUACGUUAAUAAAGUUAUAGAACACAACCCGGCGGCUGCUCACGUCUCCAUAGGUGAUAUUUCUGAACGUCAAAAACUUCGGCAGGAACUAAACUGCAAGUCCUUUAAGUGGUAUCUUGAGAAUGUUUACCCAGAACUGGAGGCUGGGGAAGAUACAAUAGCUAAGAAAAGGAUUCAAGCCCUCAAUGAUCCAGACAAGAACAAAUUUCAGCCGUGGCAUUCUAGAAAACGGAAUUACACUGAUUCCUAUCAAAUACGAUUAAAGAACACGAGCCUUUGUAUACAAAGCGCAAAAGACAUCAAGACUAAAGGUAGUGGGCUAGUACUAGUGAACUGUAUUAGGAGUCUUAAUCAGGUUUGGUUUGAAACGGAUCGAAGUGAACUAGUUCUAGCACGAACACUGUGUCUCGAUGCUGUUAAUAAUGUAUCACCACUACUUGGAAAGUGUCAUGAGCUGGGAAGUACACAGGAGUGGAAGCAUAAGGGCUCGGCUGGGAGCCCAAUAUACAAUGCAGCAGCUGGAAUGUGUUUGGGAGUUGAUCGCGCCUACCGGAAUGAACCUAUUUUGAUGGUGAUUUGCAACAACGAAUCGAAAAAUCAAUGGGAUUUUAUCAGAUCGUAAACUUUGAUACUUUUAGUUUUAGAAAUAGUGAUUAAUUAACAUUUUGCAAUUCAAAUUCUGUUGUAUUGUAAUUGUUCUACUGUAAUAUAUGAAUCUCAUGUGAAUUUCAAAUUAAGUAUUUUAGUUUUGGGCCUAGAUUAAUUUCAUAUAUUUUUUUUAUUAUAAUAUAUUAUUAUGUUUUGCAACAAAUGAACUAUUGCAAUGAGUCAUUAAUUAAAAUCAAGAAAGUCUAAAAACUAAAAACCGUUCUUAAACUAGCUUUUUUAAAGACUUUUUUAAUGAUACAUCAAGGAAACGUUGCAAUCUG
Molecule: messenger RNA, 2625 nt
Organism: Pieris rapae (cabbage white)
Lineage: Eukaryota; Metazoa; Arthropoda; Insecta; Lepidoptera; Pieridae
Product: polypeptide N-acetylgalactosaminyltransferase 35A
Exons: 11
Coding region: 228-2318 (696 amino acids)
Biological process (GO): regulation of Notch signaling pathway
Cellular component (GO): Golgi apparatus
Molecular function (GO): Notch binding
Source: RefSeq, a predicted model, not a curated record